Molecule: messenger RNA, 1758 nt
Organism: Strongylocentrotus purpuratus (purple sea urchin)
Lineage: Eukaryota; Metazoa; Echinodermata; Echinoidea; Camarodonta; Strongylocentrotidae
Product: pancreatic lipase-related protein 2
Exons: 5
Coding region: 56-1063 (335 amino acids)
Biological process (GO): lipid metabolic process
Molecular function (GO): lipase activity
Source: RefSeq, a predicted model, not a curated record
UCUGAGGUUUUAGGUGGAUUGGUGUUUAAAACUCUGGUUAUUAAUAUCAAUUACCAUGGCAACGCUCCCCCGGCUAUUGGCCUUCAUGGGUUUUAUUGCAGCAGUUUGGUGCAAUACUUGCUUUGAUGAUCUGGGUUGUUUCGAUUCACCCCAUGACUGUCACAGGAUGACCCCAAGCAACCCUGCCGACAUCGGAACCACAUUCCAAGUCUUCACCCGAGACAACCCGAAGAUCGGCGAUGUCCUGGAUCGUAAGAAUUUGGAUACCAUCAGGGGAUCGCGUUUCAGUCCGAGCAGGGAGACCAAGAUCUUUGUGCAUGGAUGGAAAGAUAGCAUGCAGUGGGGAAGCUGGGAGAAAUUUAGAGAUAGAUUCCUUGAUACGUAUGAUGUGAACGUGAUCUAUGUAGACUGGUCGAAGGGUUCUGGGAUGGGGUACCUGAAGAGCACAGCCAAUACCCGCGUGGUCGGCAGGGAGAUCGCUAAGCUCAUUGAGGCUUUCAACGCUGCUACCGGUGCUACCUUCGACUCCAUGCACAUCAUCGGGCACAGCCUCGGGGCUCACACGGCGGGGUAUGCGGGAGAGGCAUGCCAGGACCCGACAUCGAACAAGGGAGAGGCAGUCGGCAGAAUUACAGGAUUGGAUCCUGCCGGUCCAGAGUUCAGUGGUAAUCUUGAUAACGCCUGUCGUUUGGAUCGGUCGGAUGCUCCCUUUGUUGACAUCAUGCAUACUGAUGGCGAGGUCGUAGGGGGCGCUGGACUCAUGGAUCAGUUGGGUCAUCAAGAUUUCUACCCUAAUGGCGGCAAGAACAUGCCCGGAUGUUCGGUGGUCGCUCCGAUGUGUGAUCAUAACCGAGUCACGGCAUUCUUCCUGGAGAGCAUCGCGUCAUCAUGUUCGUUCUCCUCAACGAAGAAGGGAGCGACGUGGGAGGACAUCGAAGCCGGACGAACGACGAGAUGCACGACUAAGACAUGCCCUGAUAUGGGCUACAAGGCGGACUUCAACAAGGGGGAAGGGGCAUUCUAUCUGGAGACCAACGCAAAGAGUCCUUACUGCCAGGGGUAAGGGAGGGUGAAAGAAGGGGUAAAAGAAGGAUAGGUGCAGUAAAGGAGGGGUGGGGAGAAGUAAGGAAGUGGGUAAGAAAAGGGUAAUGGAGGAUAAUAUUGAAGGGUAAGGGAGGUGAGCGAGGGGUGAAGGAGAGAUAAGGGAGAUCGAGAUAAGGGAGGGGUUACGGAGGGGUAAAGGAGGGAUGAAGAAGGUAUAAGCGUAGGGAAGGGGAGGGUUAAGGGAAGUGUGCACGAGAAGCAUCGAUUGUUUGCCGUUACUAUGAUUAUAAACUAUAAGAUAUUUGAAUAAAUGAAUCAUCAAACUUAAGAAGAAUGAUAUUUAGUUGACAACAUUAAAGCAUAACGAUGAACUGAAGAAAUGAAAUGUACAUAUUACUGUGCAUCUUUAAUAAAUAGCAGAAAAAGAACGUAUCGUCGAAAAGACGUUUUGCGAAUGUGCACUCAAUGAUAAGUAUAACAAAGUCAUAUAUUUGCAAAAAGAACACGGGUAUGAUAAUUAUUUCGAAUUCUGAUUAAUAAACGUUAAUUAAAACAAAUUACAACAAAAUUAUGGAGUACUAUGGACAAUGUAGUACCUAUGCGAUUUUGCGAGAUAUCCUGAUUUUAUUCGAUUCCACUACCAGCAUGGCAUUUGUUUUUAUAAAUUAUUUGUUUGUAAUUGAUAGAUAAUGUUAUAUACAAUGACAGUUGAAA